AUGCGAGUACGAAGACGAACGGGCGCCGAAGUCCGCGAUAGAAAGGCCAUUUCCAAGGUCAUUGCGGUCAUUGCUCCUAGAUUGCUGGUAUCACUCUGGACCGCAUCAGCAACCUUGGGUUUCGACCGAGCGUUCAAGUUCCCUACUUGCAACCUGGCGGAGACAAGUCGAAUGGCUAUCAUCAACACUGCGAAGUGUAGCAUUCUCAAAGCAGAUGUAGCAGUGGCCAUUCUUAUGGCCUUCCUCUGCCUUCUAAUACCGUCGAGUGAACCUCGACGCAAAGAUGAGAGUCUAGACACCGUGGCAGAUAGCAGUCGUCAGAAUCUAUCCAAUAGCGGGCACUUUCAGAUGUCAGACGACGGCAGCUGGACGCUUGCCGGAAGUGCGCCUUUCUCUGGAGUGAAGUCACAGUCAUGCGAAGUGCACCGGCCAUCGUCCUCCAGACCAAGCACGGUGUACAACACCAUACAAAAGCCGCGAUAUCAAGGUAUAGGGCCGUUGUUGUUCGAGCAGGAUCGAAACGAGCACCCUGCAAACAAAGCCAAUGACUCUGCAUCCGAAUUUCUUCCGUCUCCUCUCAAUCUCAAAACUCCAUUUCUGCUUGACCGUCCAGGUCUUGAGACUGCUAAGGCACCUUCACCGCUAUCGAGAAAUCGAUCAGCGCCCAAUCCUAGGCAUUCAAAGUCGCUGGUACCCCGGCGAUUGAGCAUCCGUCGCCCCAAUCUACCAGCCACCAUGGCCGCAGCAACUGUAGCAUCAUCCGUAUACAGCCAAUCUUCAGACGAAUACGACGGCUCCAUCGACGGCAACUCCACAAGCUCAGAAGGCGACCUAGCAACAGCCAGCGCCUUCACCUUCGAACGCGUCCUGCACCCGCAAUCACAAGAGCUCCCCAGGUCCCGCGGCGCAACAAAGACAUCUCGCUCAACCUCUGGACCAGGAAUGCCUCUCUCGGAGCUACAAGCAUACGUCCAGAACCAGCAGAGUUACUACGAGCGGCACCCUCUCCCUUCCAUCGGCAGCCCCCUCAGCACCGAAUACCGCCGCCGCUCAUCCUCCUUACCCUCCCAACCCCCUCAGAUUAAACACUCUCCUCCCGACUACCCCUUCCUCUCCAUCGAUCCUGCUUCCGCGAAACAGCCGCCCAACCAGCAGUCUGGACGUGCGAGCAUCGAUACAGCUUUAUCUCCGCCUAUUGCGACGAAGAGCCCGUAUGAGCAUCUGAGGAAGGAGUCGAGUCUGGUACAAUUCCCGGCUUCGUCAGGUGGGAGGACGGAGUUGGAUCGCAGACUGGCGGAGGCGGCGGCGAAUGCGGAUGCUACUGCUGGGAGUAGGAGAAGGAGCUUGAGUGGGGAGAGGAGGAAGGUGACGAAGAAGAGACAGCCUCAUUCGUGA
Bacidia gigantensis is the source of this 1395-nucleotide messenger RNA. RefSeq lists its product as uncharacterized. The record is from RefSeq and is a predicted model, not a curated record. Bases 1 to 1395 code for a protein of 464 amino acids. NCBI's taxonomy places the organism in Eukaryota, Fungi, Ascomycota, Lecanoromycetes, Lecanorales, Ramalinaceae. The transcript is spliced from 2 exons.